This is a messenger RNA of Pochonia chlamydosporia 170, 1122 nucleotides long. Its product is annotated as alpha/beta hydrolase fold protein. Gene Ontology annotation, molecular function: peptidase activity. The transcript is spliced from 2 exons. The record is from RefSeq and is a predicted model, not a curated record. NCBI's taxonomy places the organism in Eukaryota, Fungi, Ascomycota, Sordariomycetes, Hypocreales, Clavicipitaceae. The coding region runs from base 1 to 1122 and encodes 373 amino acids. Gene Ontology annotation, biological process: proteolysis.
AUGGAGGAGGAGAAGGAGAAGGAGAAAAAGACAGAGCUCAAGUGGGCGGCCAACAAGAAAAGUCCCCGCUUCCAAUUGACAUGGCAGUUGCGACCUGUUAAAUUGCCUACUUCUUACGUUUUUCCUUCUUCCACAAAUGUGUUCUUUAUCUUCAUCUCUCCUCACGAGGACCUCUUGCUCAUUGAAUCUUGUUUAGGCGCAACCCACAGUCACAAAAGUAUUGGGCACGAUCACAUCACCGGAAUGGCCGCGAGCACCGAAGGCUCCCUCGUCCAGCUACGCGAUGGAGCUCGCUUAUACGUUAAAAUAUUGGGGGACAACGACAAGUCUAAACAGCUGGUGGUUGUUCUGCACGGGGGCCCUGGUGUAGCUGACCACAGAGAGCCAGAGGCCUCAUUCGGAUUCCUAUCAUCUCGGUUUCGGGUCUUGGUAUACGAUGCACGGGGCAGCGGACGCAGCGACCUCAAAGGACCUUAUACCCAUGACCGGUGGGCUGCAGAUAUCGACGAACUUAGAAUAUGGGCUGGCUCAGAACCAAUCAUCCUGGCUGCCGGCUCCUAUGGUGGUUGUAUCGCCCUCGAGUAUGCCAUCAAAUACCCCAACCACGUAUCAGCUCUUAUCCUCAGAGGAAUAUGGGCAUCCGGCCCUAAGGGCGCCAUGUAUCGCCUCAAAUCAGUUCUCACAUCUCCUCGAGUGAAGGUCGAUCCAGAUCGCCAGUACCGAUCCUGGACGGGCACUUUACAAAACAACAACGAUCUUUUAGCCAGUGUCACCGAAAUCUCCCCCAUUUACACAACAGAAAAGCCCAAGAGCAGUUCUACCCCGACCUUCCUAGAUCCAAGAAAGCUGAUCCUGCAUUACGAAACGCACAACUUCGCCAUGAGCUACAAUCAGCCGCGGUACGAUGUGCGGCCAAAACUGGGAGACAUCUCGGCGCCAACUUUGAUCCUUGUCGGACGGCAUGACCAUGUUGCGCCUGUGGAAUUUAGUGAGGAAAUACACGGUUUGAUGCAGAACUCCCAGUUGACUGUUUUUGAAAACUCUUCGCAUGGCCCGCCUACAGAGGAGCCGGAGACGUUCCAGCAGAGAGUGAAUAUGUUCCUCGACUAUUAUCGGCUAUAA